This is a messenger RNA of Erigeron canadensis, 753 nucleotides long. RefSeq lists its product as uncharacterized. Bases 1 to 753 code for a protein of 250 amino acids. The transcript has a single exon. Lineage: Eukaryota; Viridiplantae; Streptophyta; Magnoliopsida; Asterales; Asteraceae. The record is from RefSeq and is a predicted model, not a curated record.
AUGAAAAAUAUACUUACAAAACCUAUAUCUAGUCCAGGUAGAAUUAUAGAUGAUCAAUUCCAAAACAUGCUUUUAAGAAGCAAGAGCAAUAGAGGAAGUAGGUCACGUACUAAUCCUAUGUUUGUUGGCAAACCCAAUACAAACAAUAAUAAUGAAAUUAAUCAAGAACCAUCUUCUCCUAAAGUAACGUGCAUGGGUCAAGUACGCGUGAAGCGUUCAAUUAAAAGAAAACAGACAAAAAAAACCACCCCUGGGGCAAACUGGCUACAGAUACCCCGGGGGUGGUUACGAAAAAACAGUGUUUUGUUUUUUCGUUCUGCGGGGUGUUGUGGAAAAUCAAGAAACGUACAAGGAGGACAAAAUGAGAUGGAAAUUAAUGAAUGGCGAGUAAGAGAAAUUGAAGAUGUUAUUGGAAAUGGAAAUGAUGUUUUUGGAGAAACUGAAAGGGUUCCGAAAAAUGCGUUUUUGUUGACAAGGUCUAGAUCUGAACCGUUCAGAUGUUCGGCUUUCGCAAACAAAAUUUGGGAAUCAAAUAUUGAUGAUGAAACAGGAGAGAAAGUGGGGGUUAAAGAUGAAGUAAAUGAAGGUUUUAUAAUAAAUGGUGAUAUUAUUGGGAAAGAAAAUGGAGAAGAUAUUAUUGUUAAUAGAGUUGAAGAAGAAGAAGAAUUUAAAGAAAAGCCACUGAAUCUGAACAGAUGUAAGUCUGAACCAGCAAGAACAGGGGAUAAGCUUUUUAUGAGUUUCACUCCAUAA